This is a messenger RNA of Gryllus bimaculatus (two-spotted cricket), 3763 nucleotides long. Lineage: Eukaryota; Metazoa; Arthropoda; Insecta; Orthoptera; Gryllidae. The record is from the annotation of a GenBank genome assembly.
CAAGCAAACGUCCGCGGAUAAUACGCUCUGCGAAAUAGCGCAUGAGAUGAGGCUCAAAAGUGAUAAAGAUGCUUGAUGAUGUGCAACAUCUCUUUCGCUCCUUCCUAUUUCAAGGAACUUGCAUAAUUCCACUGAUUCCACUUUUGUGUUGCAUUGAACGUAGUGGUUGGUGGUGGUCAGUGGACGUCUGUGAUCGUGAAUGGGCAACCAACAUCAGAGGCUGAUCAGAGGCCAUUUUCAGGCAGAAAAGCAAGUUGUCUUAUUUGAAUUCCGUUCUGUGACAUACAAAUUUUUCAUCGACUUUGUGGAAGAAUUGUAUGUCUGUCGCUCACUUAAAGGGGUAAAAAGUAAAAGAAUGGAGUAAGCUAAAUUGAUAUUGCAUUUACUCUUCUGUUAACUUUUCUGACAGCUUUGUGUAAAAUAUGAUUAUAUUGUAUUAAAAAAUACAUAAAAUAAACAUGAUCUUAAGUGGCUAAUAUUAUUGUGCUGUGACACUCACAAAAGAAUUCAUUUACCUAAGAAUUAUUAUAAAUCUGAAAUAUUUUUUAUAAUCUACAAAGCUUUUAAUUUUUAAAUGCUGACAUUGUAAUUUUGUAAUUCUAAAUCCUGAAAAUAUUAAUUCUGUAAUUUUUAACUAUUGUUGUUAUAAAAUAUUGGGCAUAAUUGUCUCAUAAGUAAUAUUUGCUUCUCUGUCAUAUUUUAAUGUAAUACAUUGUUAUUGGUAAUUUAUCAUGUUGCCAUCAUGCUUUAUCUUCUGUAUCUUUUCAGGUUCAACUCAAGGUUUUAAAACUACUCACCAGAAUUAAAAUCGGUCCUAUAUUUUUUUAUGGCAUUUCUUUCUUUCUUUUUUUGUGUAAAUCCAACAUGUUCCAAAUUCAUUAGUUUGCUGAAAACAGACAAGUUAGAAAAUAAAAAUCUAUUUGAAGAGAGAUGAAAGCAAAUUAAAUUUUAUUGAAUUUGCUGAUAGUAAUAGUUGCAUAAUGGAGAUUCAUGAUGUUCAGAGUCAAAACCUGGGAUCCCCAGUUUACACUCUCCAUAUUCAGGAAACAAAAGAAUUUCCUUCUUCUCAGUUAGUAUUAAUAAAUGAUGCUGAAAGUAUUGGAAAUGGUACUUUAAUGACACAAAAUACCUUGUUAGAAAUAGGCCUUGAUAUUGUGAAAAUUGACGAUUGGCAAGAAUCUGAUAAAGGAAAAACUGAACUUCCCCCAGAGAUGGGCAACAAAAUUACCAGAAGUACUCAUAUAGAUAACACGAAUAAAGCAAACCAUGAAUAUGUUGACAAAACUGGAUCUAGUGAACUAAAUGGUAACAUCUCUGAAAGUGAAACAUAUCGUGUUAAAAUGGUACAAGCGCAAACCAAAGAAAUUACAAAGAGUUACCUAGAUCUGAAAGAAGCAGCUUUCGCAGUUCAUGGCUUAGAUCUGUCCUUGCCAAUUGAAUGUGACAUGUGUAAUAUUGAAUUUGAUGACCUGGAAAAAUUUGAUGCUCACAUGAAAGAACAUGAGGAAACAAAGCGUUAUAUGUGCCAGCUCUGCUCCAAGACCUACAUGUCAUGGCAAAAUCUUGUAGCACAUCGCAAAGAAUUGUUGGAGAAUAUGUUGAAAGAGACUAGAGAAACUGUAGAGAGAUCUGAAGUUGAUAUUGAUAGUGAAAAUGAAGAUCAAGAGGAAAAGUCAGUUUUUUUCAGGUGUAAAACUUGCACAGAAGAAAUUUCAAUGGAGACAUAUUUGACCCAUAAAAAAAUGCAUCCUGACAUUUGUGUCUUUUAUAAAUGUCCUUAUUGUGAGAGAGUGUUUUAUACUCAUAGUCGUUUUAUUUCUCAUAAAGAAGGACAUGGUAUAAAAGAAUAUAAAUGUAAAAGGUGUCCAAGAAUUUUCAAAAAUAAACUGUAUUGGGAUAUACACAAGUUAUCUCAUGUUAUUUCUAAACAAUAUAAUUGCUUUAACUGUCAACUGGAAUUUGUUGUACCUGGUGAUCUGUCCAAUCAUAUUAAAGAAGUUCACAACCCCCAUCCUGAGAGGAAGUUAACUUGUGACAUUUGCUUUAUGCAUUUCACUGUAGAAAGGUUUAUGAAGCAUUAUUUACUUUGUCUAACUCAGUUAAAAAGUCAGCAAGUCUCAGUCAAGAAUGAACAAGGCAACUAUACUUGCUCUGAUUGUAAUGAAGUGUUUUCAAAUCCCAAAGCUUUGAUUCGCCACAAGAAAGUUCAUAGUUUUGCUAAAGACCCUCAUUUAUGCGAAGUGUGUGGAAUGUCAAUUCAAAAUUUGGGAGCUUUCAUUGCCCAUAUUCGAUCACAUGGCAAAGAGUACAGUAGAAAGUUGGUUGAAUUAAAUGGUACUUCAGAAAAUGAGGUGCAUAAUUAUGAGGGAACUAUAAAAGGAAAAAAUUUAAUGUGUGAAUUUUGUGGUAACUCAUUCAGGAACAACAAGCUCUUGAAACUUCAUGUACAAAAACACAAUAAAAUCAAACCUUUUGACUGUACUAUUUGUUCUAUGGCCUUCUAUACUGGAGAGCAAUUAACUGUUCAUAUGCGACAUCAUACAGGCGAACGACCGUAUCAGUGCACAGUGUGUAAAAAAUCAUUUGCUAGUUCUGGAGUUCUUUAUGCCCAUAGGAGACUGCACAAUAGUACCAAACAACAUGUUUGUUCUGUGUGCAACAAAAGUUUUCUUUGGCGUUCUGCCUACCACAAUCAUAUGCGGAGUCAUUCAGCAAUACGACCAUUUAAAUGCAAUGAAUGUUCUAAGACUUUCUUGUUCAAACACAAGUUAACUGCUCAUAAAAAUACUCAUGAAAAGGGAAGACCAGCAGGGUUAAGCCAUCAGUGUACUGAUUGUGGUCAAAGUUUCAGUUCUGCCAGUGAAUUGCAAAACCAUCAUGAAAAUAAAUGCUUCCUUUCCAUGAUAACAUUUAUGCCAACUAGUGAUGUGGUAAAUAAAGAAUAAUCUCUUAUUUUUUAAAACACAAUGGUAAUUUUACAUUUUGUGGAAAAAGUUACCAUUGUCCAUAAAUCACAGAGCUCUUGGCAUUAUAAUUAUUUUUAAAAAGUCAUAUAUUCAAUAUUUAAAUUUUUGACUUCAUUGUUCAUUGUUAAAAAUUUGUAUUGUGGAUUGAUUUCAAAGAAACUUUCAGGAGCAGAGCCAGAAAGUGCUUUCUAUGAAAUAUCUUCAUUAAAAAGCGUUUUAAAUUAUCUCUUGUCAUGUACAAAUAAUAUUAUUUAAUAUAUUUUUUUACUAAAUUAUUAUAUAGUUCACAUAAGUAAUAGAUUACAUAUUGAAACAUUUGUAGGUCCAUGGGGACAUAUUCUCCUCCGGCCCAUUUUACACUGGGAUUUGCUAUUUGAAAGUGCUUAAAGCUGCAUUGCAUACAGUAUUUUAAAAAGUUUGAAAUAUUCUUCCUAAAACUAUUCUAGAAAUAGUCAAAUGUCAAUCAACAUUCUUUUUUAAAAUUUUUAUUCAAGUUCUGAAGUCAGUAAUACAACACUCAUGUUAGAAAUUUUCAAGAUGAGUCAUUUUGAAAAUUAAAUUUAGACCUUUUAGUCAUUAAUUGUUCAGAAAAUAAUAAUACUUUCCCAAAUAAAAUUUUGACAUGAAAAAAAUAAUUUUUCAGUGGAAAGGGACUCAAGUUUCUCAAACUAAUUUUAUUUACUAUGAUUUCUUGGUAAUAAAUAGUGAAAGGAUACAAAGCAAAUGUUUUAUAUGCCAACGUUUCAAUGCUUUAUUACGUCUUCUCCUGUACAGUAAGAUAUUUUCAACCCUCGUCA